AUGUAUGUCUUGAAACUGGUUCAAGCGGUCCUCGUGCCUCUGAGCGCAGUCGGUGCUGUUGCCCAGAAUAACGGCUCGUAUACACUCCGGGAGGUUGGCGCUAGGAACACAAUUGACUGGCGAGUCUGGCUGGAGGAGAAUGGGAAUCCCGUCUCGCCCUGGCACGAUGUGCCUUUGUACCCGGAUAACAAGCCCGGGCCGGUCAUUAACUUCGUGGUUGAGAUUCCCCGAUGGACCGACGGCAAGAUUGAAACGCAGCGCAACGAGCCUCUGAACCCUCUCUUCCACGAUACCUCAAAGAAGAAGCCCCGGUUUGUGGCUAGUUUCUGGCCGCACAAGACGUACCCCUUCUUGUAUGGGUCGAUUCCACAGACGUGGGAGAACAAGAAUGUCAAGGACAACUAUACCGGCCUUGUGGGAGACAAUGACCCAAUCGAUCUUUUUGACGUCAGCUCCAUUUCGCCAGGAUACACGGGUGAGGUCAAGCAGGUCAAAGUUCUGGGGGGGCUUGCCAUGAUUGACCUAAGGAGGACCAAAAAACAGGAUAACACGACGGACUGGAAGGUCAUUGCUAUUGACAUCAAAGAUCCUCUCGCCAGCCUCGUCAGCUCCGUUGAAGAACUGGACAAGUACCGACCCGGCCUCAGCAACUCCUUCCGUGACUGGUUUAUUGCAAUCGCUCGUGGUAAGGGUCUCAACCCCAUCGUCGGUAACAAAUACGUCGAUGCUGGCACCAUGAACGCCAAACUUGCCGAAAGUCACCAGCAUUGGAGCGAUCUUGUUCUCGGCAAGGAGGACCGCGGCAAGAUCAACAUCUGGCAGACUACGAACCCUCGUGCUUGCAAGACCUAUGUCAAGCCCGAGGAUGCGACCAAGAAGUUCGAGAUUCCGGCAAAGUCCAACGUUUUGCCGCCAGCAGCCAGGCCCGCGCCGUAUGACAGGUGGUAUUACGUUGAUGACAAGUUUAAUUUGAUUACAGUGCCGGGGGAUGUCAUUGAAGUUGAUUAA
Messenger RNA from Metarhizium acridum CQMa 102, 1008 nucleotides. RefSeq lists its product as uncharacterized. Gene Ontology annotation, molecular function: inorganic diphosphate phosphatase activity; magnesium ion binding. The record is from RefSeq and is a predicted model, not a curated record. Gene Ontology annotation, cellular component: cytoplasm; nucleus. Gene Ontology annotation, biological process: phosphate-containing compound metabolic process. Lineage: Eukaryota; Fungi; Ascomycota; Sordariomycetes; Hypocreales; Clavicipitaceae.